AUGAAGUCGACCGUCUUCACCGCCGUCGCCGUUGCGGCUUCGUUGGCCGCGGGCUUCGAGCUCCCGUCCCACCUCGAGGGCAACACGACCUCGCUCGCCUUCGUCGCCCCGCUCGCCGCGCGCUGGAAAGGCGACUGCGAGCCGCUCUGCGAGAAGUACCGCAACUACGACCAGAUGUGCAUCAGCGGCGGCGCACCGCGGGACUGCCGGCUCGCGUGCAUCAGCAAGUGCUACACGCUGCACGAGUCCGACUCGGACUCACCCUCGUCGACCGAUCUCCUGGUCAUCCACUCGGAGCUCUCCGAGUGGCAGUACGUCGACCCGAUCCGCGACCACUCGGACUCGUCGGGCGACGAGCGCCACGACAUCCCGUGCCUGGGGUGGUGCAAGCGCAACGCGACGGUGCCGGCCAGCGCAUCGUCGCUCGCAGACGCCCAGGCGGCGGCCAUGGUCGACCGCGUCGCGGCCUACGGGCAGGUGUACCAGCACCUGGACGGCAUCGUCAACAUGGCGGACGUGCACGUGGCGGCGCUGCCGCCCGUCGGCACCACGCUGGACAUGUACCUCGUGAACUGGGUGCGCGCAUUCGAGGAGCAGCUGGCGGCGGGCGGCGACCUGGCGCCGUGGUUCAGCGAGCUGUACGGCCGCGCGGCGGCGUGCGACCUGGCGCCGGGCCGCGUGUGGGCGUACCGCUUCGAGAUGGUGGCCAACAAGAUCACGGACCGCGAGCUCAAGGACCUGACGCGGGUGCUGCCGGCGAAGCAGCAGGAGCGCAUUGUCAAGGCGGUGCGGGGUGCGUGGAAGGAGGGGUUUGGCGGCGUCGGCGCGAGUAAUGAGUGGAAGGAGGUGGAUGCGUGGAAGGAGGCCAACGCGUGGAAGGAUAGCUUUGGCGGGCUCAGCGAGACGCAGGUCAAGGCCCGGGGCGAGGCGGACGGCGUCAGCGAGAUGCAGGACGAGGCCAGGGUCUGGAAGGACGGGUUCGGCGGGCUCAGCGAGACGCAGGUCAAGGCCAGGGGCUGGGAGGAGGGCGUCAGCGAGGUCGAGGACAAGGCGCGAGUCGUCAAGGACAGUUUGGGCGCCACGCUCGGAGACUGGAAGGACAGGUUCUUCGACACGAUGCGCGAUACGUUCAAGUCCUUCGGGGACUUAUUCGGCAAGGCGUAG
Molecule: messenger RNA, 1164 nt
Organism: Boeremia exigua
Lineage: Eukaryota; Fungi; Ascomycota; Dothideomycetes; Pleosporales; Didymellaceae
Exons: 1
Coding region: 1-1164 (387 amino acids)
Source: RefSeq, a predicted model, not a curated record